AACAACACUCUCUCUUUAACUCUUCCACAUCAAACAGAUGGCUCCCAUCUCACAACUCUCUCCCACCACCGCCGCCGUCUACUCACAGCUACUCGUUCCCCAACAAGGUGAUGAACAAAUACAGGAGAAAGUGAAACCGUGUCGACGAAGGAGGAAGAAGAACAAAGGAGGAGGAGGAGAUGGGUCGUCGUCGUCGAGCGGGUGGGCGAAGAAGAGGAAGCUGAGCGAGGAGCAGGUGACGAUGCUGGAGCUGAGCUUCGGCAACGAGCACAAGCUGGAGUCGGACCGCAAGGACAGGCUGGCGGCGGAGCUCGGGCUCGAACCUCGCCAGGUGGCGGUUUGGUUCCAGAACCGGCGCGCUCGCUGGAAGACCAAGAAGAUGGAGGAGGAAUACUCCAAGCUCAAAGCCGCUCACGAUCAUAACGUCCUUCACAAAUGCCGCCUUGAGUCCCAGGUUUUGGAGCUGAAAGAGCAACUAUCGGAAGCCGAGAAGGAGAUCCAGCGGCUGUCGGCGGAGCGUGCUGACGUGGCGGCGGCGGCGGGCAGCAACAGCCCGAGUUCGUCCAUGACGAUGGAAGCCAUGGAGUAUCCGCCGCCGUUUCUCGGAGGAGGAGCUUUGUUUGGAGUUGUUGAGAGCUAUGAAGAUGAGUUCUACUAUAACAUGGCGCCGGAGGCUGCUUACGCCGUUAACGGGAUGGAAUGGAUGUAUUUGUGAAAUAUUAUUUCUACUUACUCUCCAAAAAUGUAUUAAUUAAUCGAGGGAUUAAGUAUUAACGUAAUUAACGUUCAUUAGAAAUUAUUAUCCAAGUAUUUCUAGGAUAUAUAUAUAUAUAUAUAUAUAUAUAUAUGUCAUUGUAGAUAUAUCUAGCUAGCUACCAACUAAUUGUACUGAUCAUGAUGCUGAUGAGAUGUUGAUGAUCUCUCUCUCUCAUGUAAAUAUUAAUUAUCUCUCUCUCUUCGAUGGAUCGUACCCUUGUAGUAAUUAACAAAGUAAUUAGUG
This is a messenger RNA of Linum trigynum, 1000 nucleotides long. The record is from the annotation of a GenBank genome assembly. NCBI's taxonomy places the organism in Eukaryota, Viridiplantae, Streptophyta, Magnoliopsida, Malpighiales, Linaceae.